AUGGCGAGUGGUCUUCGCACGCUCGCGCGCGCGACGAUCACCACGCGCGCGCGCCCUUCAAUGCGCGCGUGCGCGUCGAGCGCAGUCGUCGUUCCGACCGCGUUCCGCGUCCAGCGGCGCUCGCCUUUGCACAGAAGCGACGCCAAACCCACCGCUCGCGUCCUCGUCCGCGCGCGCUCGUCGUCCGCGAGCGCUCAGAGUAAAACCAUGCCAUCACCGGGGAAGCGUCACGGCGACCUACCGAAGAACUUCGAGCACGAGCAAGUGGAGGAGGGCUUGUACCGCAUGUGGGAGGAGCGAGGGUACUUCAAGCCGAGAAGCGACGCGCCGGGACCGCCGUUCGUGAUCCCGAUGCCUCCACCGAACGUCACGGGGGCGUUACACAUGGGCCACGCGAUGUUUGUGACGCUGCAGGAUGUGAUGACGCGAAGUGCACGGAUGCGGGGACGUAAGACGCUUUGGUUGCCGGGGACGGACCACGCGGGCAUCGCGACGCAGUUGGUGGUGGAGCGGAAAUUGGAGAGCGAGGGAAAGAAGCGGACGGACAUGACGCGCGAGGAGUUCGUCGAGCGUGUUUGGGAGUGGAAGGCGGAGUACGGUGGACGCAUUCAGCAGCAGAUAAAGAGAUUGGGUGCGUCGUGCGAUUGGUCGCGCGAGCGCUUUACGCUGGAUGAGGGGUUGUCAGAGAGCGUGAUCGAAGCAUUCAUCUCCCUUCACGAGCGGGGAUUGAUUUAUAAAGGGACGUAUAUGGUGAACUGGGCGCCGAAGUUGCAGACAGCGGUGAGCGACCUCGAGGUGGAGUACUCCGAGGAGCCAGGGACGCUGUUUUAUUUCAAGUAUCCAUUAGAGGGAGGCGGCCCGGACGAUUACUUGCCGGUGGCGACGACUCGUCCGGAGACCAUUCUCGGCGAUACGGCGGUUGCGGUGAAUCCGGACGAUGCGCGUUUCAAGAAGUUCAUCGGGAGGCGCUGCGUCGUUCCGUUCACCGGCGGGCGCACUGUGCCUAUCAUCGGCGACUCGUACGUCGACAUGGAGUUCGGUACGGGUGCUUUAAAGAUCACCCCCGGGCACGAUCCGAACGAUUACGAGAUCGGCAAGCGCGUCGGUUUGGACAUGAUCAAUAUUUUGAACAAGGAUGGUACGAUGAACGCGAACUGCGGCAAGUAUACUGGAAUCGAUCGCGCUGACUGCAGAAAGCAACUGUGGGCCGACAUGGAGGCCGAAGGUUUGGCAAUCAAGGCGGAGGCGUACACGAACCGCGUCCCGCGAUCUCAGAGAGGUGGCGAAGUCAUCGAGCCAAUCGUCUCUGAGCAGUGGUUUUGCAAGAUGGAUUCUAUGGCUGAGCCCUCGCUCAAGGCUGUGGAGACAGGCGAACUCACGAUUGUUCCUCAACGUUUUGAAAAGAUUUACAAGUCUUGGCUGACGGACAUCCGGGACUGGUGCAUCUCUCGACAGCUUUGGUGGGGGCACCAGAUUCCCGUGUGGUAUGUCCACGACUCCGCGGAGGACCUCGCCCGCGCCCGCGAGGGCGAGGGCAAGGGUACGAACAAGCGUUACGUCGUCGCUCGCGACGACGCCGAGGCUGAGCAAAAGGCCAAGGCACAAUACGGUGAUCACGUCAUCUUGUACCGCGAAGAGGACGUUUUGGACACGUGGUUUUCGUCUGGGUUGUGGCCGUUUAGCACGUGUGGUUGGCCGAACGAAGAAGCGCCGGACAUGAAGAAUUUUUUCCCCGCGAGCGUGCUUGAGACUGGGCAUGACAUUUUGUUCUUCUGGGUCGCGCGCAUGAUCAUGAUGUCUUACGGCAUGACUGGUAAGCUGCCGUUCCACACCGUGUACCUCCACGGUCUCGUUCGCGACGCGCAAGGGCGGAAAAUGAGUAAAUCCCUCGGAAACGUCGUCGAUCCGCUCGGUGUCAUCUCCGAGCAAGGUUGCGACGCCUUGCGUUUCACCCUGGCCACUGGCACCGCUCCUGGUCAAGAUUUGAAUCUCAACCUCGAGCGCUUAGCGUCGAACAGAAACUUCACGAACAAAAUAUGGAACGCGGGUAAGUUUGUGCUGUACAGUAUGGAGGAGAUGACGGAUGACGAACGAGUGGCCCUCGUCGACGAGGGCGCCGCCCUCUGCGCCGACGCGGCGUCCAUCGCCAAGCUCCCGCUCGCCGAGCGUUGGAUCGUGAGCAAAUUGAACGCCACUGUUGAUCACGUUACCGCGUCUCAAGACAGAUAUGACUUUGGCGAGGCAGGAAGAGCGACUUAUUCGUUCUUCUACGAUUCUAUCGCCGAUUGGUUCAUCGAGGGUGCAAAGAGCCGUCUGUACGGCGGCGACGCCGACGCGGCGCGCGUCACCAAGGCGGUGACGCUGUACGUCCUCGACAGAACGCUCCGGUUACUUCAUCCAUUCGUGCCGUACGUGACCGAAGAGGUUUGGCAGGCGCUACCGCACCGAGGCGAGGCGUUGAUUGGUCAAGAGUGGCCCGCCGUUCAGGCGCCGGUGGACUCCGCCGCGGUAUCCACCUUUGAGAACUUGCAGACCGCGGUGACGCGCAUUCGCAACGCGCGCGCCGAGUACUCCGUUGAGCCAGCGAAGCGUAUUCCGGCGAUCAUAGUUGCCUCAGAUACCGCGGCAAAUGUGGCGUUCGGGUCUGAGUUGAACCUUAUCGCCACCCUCGCUCGAUUGGACGCCGAACAAUCCUCCGUCACGAGCGCUCCGCCGCCCGAGGUCGCGUCGGCACCCGAAAACUACGUGCAAAUCAUCGUGAACGAAAGUUUGGAGGUGUACUUGCCGCUCGCGGGACUCGCGGAUCCGGUCAAGGAGGUUGAGCGUCUCUCAAAGCAAGAGGCCAAGAUGCAAAAGAAUGUUGAAGGAUUGGCCGGUCGCGUGAACUCGCCAAACUUCGCCGACAAGGCUCCUGCGGCUGUCGUGGAGAAGGCGCGCAAAGAGCUAAGCGAGCUGGAAGAGCAGCUGGCCGUCGUCCGCGCGCGUAUCGAGCAAAUGAAGGCGCUCGUUCCCAAGUGA
This is a messenger RNA of Ostreococcus tauri, 3018 nucleotides long. RefSeq names its product Aminoacyl-tRNA synthetase, class Ia. Gene Ontology annotation, molecular function: valine-tRNA ligase activity; ATP binding; aminoacyl-tRNA deacylase activity. Bases 1 to 3018 code for a protein of 1005 amino acids. Lineage: Eukaryota; Viridiplantae; Chlorophyta; Mamiellophyceae; Mamiellales; Bathycoccaceae. The record is from RefSeq and is a predicted model, not a curated record. Gene Ontology annotation, biological process: valyl-tRNA aminoacylation. Gene Ontology annotation, cellular component: cytoplasm; cytosol. The transcript has a single exon.